Messenger RNA from Cuscuta epithymum, 583 nucleotides. The record is from the annotation of a GenBank genome assembly. NCBI's taxonomy places the organism in Eukaryota, Viridiplantae, Streptophyta, Magnoliopsida, Solanales, Convolvulaceae.
GCGAAACUGAAAUUCCGGAAGAAGAUAAAGUCUUGAAUGAGCUAAAGACUUGGGCAGAAGCCCCUGCUACUGAGGAACCGGUGUGUGUGAUGUUAGACAUGCCAAUCUAUAUGUCUGUUGAUAGAAAGUUUUUCUGUGACCUGAUAGCCCCACAGGAAUGGCUGAGCAGUAUGCACAUUGAUGCCAUAACCAACUUGUUGAUGAGCCACAGAAUUGAGGGUCAAAAAUGUGAAAUAAUCUCCAUGUUUUUCGUGAAUCAAUUGAAGAAGAAGAGAUUUGACAAGCCAGAAGAUUGGAGUGGAGACAGAUUCUUGAAACGCAUUGACUGGCGUGGGUUGUCAAAGGUAUUAAUUCCGUUGAAUGUUGAAAAUAAACACUGGAUAUUGUGUGAGGUGAAUUUGGAGGAGGUCGUGGUUAAAGUUUAUGAUUCCUUAAAGACUUCCCGAAGUGCGUGGUAUGCAUUUGAUUUGUGUUCGAGGCUUCCUUAUCUACUUCAAGAGAUUCAACAUGACCUCCCACGUCCCUUACACCUUAGACCAUGGGAGGCAGUGGCUGUUCAUGGGGUUCCGCAACAAGGAAUAGG